AUGGAUCCGUGCGGCUCCCGGAGGACGAGACUGAGCCCCGACCGCAGGAGGGCUCUUACUGAGAUGUAUUCGAUGACCAACGGAGAGCAGGAGCAGGAUCCAGAGGGGGACGCGAGUGGAGGCGAUAGCGGCGAGUGGCAUUCUGACGGAGACGAGGACGAGGAGAGCGACGACCCGAGUGAUGAAGAAGAGGUCGACUCUCCUCGCCGUAGGGAAAGGCGAUCUAAGCACACUCAUGACCCGGCAAGCAUCCGCGGCAAAGCGACCACGCAAACCGAGCAGUCGUCAAAGCGCCCUCGGACGUCUUCUCCAGCACCGACUGAGAAGGCACCGAAGCAACCGAAAGCUGCGCCAUCAAAACCGCAGAAUGCCUUGUCCAAGAUCAAAGUGACCAUUCCUACUAUUUCCGGUGCUGCUACCUCCGAGACUUCCGCUUACAAGAAUGAAGACGAAGAAAUGGAAGAUGCAGUCACCUCCAAUCCAGCUCCUCCCCAUGUCAUUGAUCUUCCAGAUGAUGACGAAGACAUGCCACUGAGGUCCCAGGGGAGAAGAAACAGGAAGGCGUUAGCUGGAAAGACACCUCAGUCUGCAUCGGCGACCGAAACAGUGAUCCAGGAAGGUGGCAAUGCCAAUCGGACUUCUGUAACUUUUGCCAUACCACUAACGAGUGCUCAGUCUUCAGCGUCGACUGCUCAGACUCCAGCCGAUCCAUCUUCGCUCUUUACCGCACAUCACGUCCCAGAGGACCAAGUGGGUGCUGCCGAGGAAGCCAUACGCCAGGCGGGCAUCAUGAUGGAGCAGAUGAAGAUGGUCUUGGAAGCCAGCCAAGCGGCCUACGACGCCAGCUCAGCCCUUCAGAGCAACGUCCAGGUUGGUUGA
This is a messenger RNA of Aegilops tauschii subsp. strangulata, 879 nucleotides long. NCBI's taxonomy places the organism in Eukaryota, Viridiplantae, Streptophyta, Magnoliopsida, Poales, Poaceae. The record is from RefSeq and is a predicted model, not a curated record.